GCCAUGUGAGCACCUUCAUGAGGGGAAAGGUUCCCAUUUGCCUCUAUUAAACAAAUUAUAUUAUUUUCUCAAUUCUCUAUAAAUACUCACUCCACCUGCAGAAAUUUCCAACUCCUGUAAAAAACUUGUCAGGAGCUAUGGGUAUCCAUUUGCCUUCCAAGAUCUUUAGUGCCAAGCAAAUUCUGAAGGGGCAGCAACCCCUUCUCAUCAGAAAUCAACAAGAAGUCCCUAGAGGCCACAUUGCAGUAUACGUUGGAGAAUACCAGAAGAAGAGAUUUGUAGUUCCAAUUUCAUAUAUAAAUCAUCCUUUAUUCGUAGACUUGCUCAAUCAAGCUGAAGAAGAGUUCGGCUUCAAUCAUCCAAUGGGUGGCCUAACAAUUCCUUGCCAAGAACAAGUCUUCAUUGAUCUCACUUCUCGGCUGCAUGCGUCAUGAAAAUAACAAGAAGGAAAAUAUGAG
This is a messenger RNA of Hevea brasiliensis (rubber tree), 458 nucleotides long. Its product is annotated as auxin-responsive protein SAUR23-like. Lineage: Eukaryota; Viridiplantae; Streptophyta; Magnoliopsida; Malpighiales; Euphorbiaceae. The record is from RefSeq and is a predicted model, not a curated record. The transcript has a single exon. Bases 138 to 434 code for a protein of 98 amino acids. Gene Ontology annotation, biological process: response to auxin.